AUGAUUUGCGAAAUAUGCAACAAAAGUGAAAGCAAAUAUAAAUGCCCCACUUGCAAAAGAGCCUAUUGCUCUUUGGCAUGUUACAAGUCGGAAGCCCACAAACAUGAAGAAUCAAAGGUGGCAGAGCCAGCAUCGAAAGAGUUGCCAACUCCAGCUGCAGAUACAUCUUUUGAAUCAAUGACAAAAUUUGACAAGUUUCUUCAAGAUGAAGAGAUUAAGUACCUACUAAGGCAACCAGCCUUACAAUUCCAUCUUUUGUCAGUUCUCACAAUACUAGAAGAUGGGUUUAUCAGUAACCUAAACCAAGAGCAAAAAUUGGAAGUGAUGAAUCUCAAAUUGAAUGAUUUACGAAAAGGUGGCGUGGAACAAAAUGAGUUAGUGGAAGAGUUUGUGCAGAGAGUCUUGGAGCUAGACGAAAUCAAUUGA
Molecule: messenger RNA, 426 nt
Organism: Lodderomyces theae
Lineage: Eukaryota; Fungi; Ascomycota; Pichiomycetes; Serinales; Debaryomycetaceae
Gene: HIT1
Product: Hit1p
Exons: 1
Coding region: 1-426 (141 amino acids)
Biological process (GO): maturation of LSU-rRNA from tricistronic rRNA transcript (SSU-rRNA, 5.8S rRNA, LSU-rRNA); snoRNA localization; box C/D snoRNP assembly
Cellular component (GO): pre-snoRNP complex; nucleus
Source: RefSeq, a predicted model, not a curated record